Molecule: messenger RNA, 1785 nt
Organism: Syngnathus acus (greater pipefish)
Lineage: Eukaryota; Metazoa; Chordata; Actinopteri; Syngnathiformes; Syngnathidae
Gene: nt5c1aa
Product: 5'-nucleotidase, cytosolic IAa
Exons: 7
Coding region: 316-1464 (382 amino acids)
Biological process (GO): adenosine metabolic process; nucleotide metabolic process
Cellular component (GO): cytosol; cytoplasm
Molecular function (GO): magnesium ion binding; 5'-nucleotidase activity; nucleotide binding
Source: RefSeq, a predicted model, not a curated record
GGGAGGCCGGUGUGGCUUGUAAGUGAGCAGAGGAGAACAGAGAUAGCAGCAGAUGGACCGCAGCUCCCGACAAAUACACUUUUCCACAUGACUCUGUCCCCAAGGUUACUAUGAUGUGCGGGAGGGUUAGCUGAGCAUCUUUUUGAUUUCCUCGGGAUCUUUGCUCGUCUCACAUGGGCAGGUGCAAGAUCAGCAAUGCACCUAAGAAGGGAGUCCUACUAAAUGGUCCAUACAAGACGCCGGGUUCCAUUGUUUUGAGUUUCUAUUAGCUAAGUCCACUUAGAGAGGGCACCUCAGGGGGUACUCACAUUCUCUAUGGUGAAGAUGAGCGUGGACCCCGUGAAGGUGAAGGAGCUCCAAAUCUGCACCUCUUCCAAUGGAGAGAAGAGAGAAUCCUGGAAAGAGACGGAUGAGCUCCAAGAGGACCACCUUGGACUCACCGCCAAACCAAAACAAGUGACAGGCAGACGAGCCCGCAAGGUGGAAGGAGGCGUGUUCUUUCCUAAACCUGAGAACGCCGUGACCAUUGCCGUAUCCACACGGGUUCUGUUCCGAACCGAACUGGAGGAGAAAGUUUUCGAGCAGCACGGCGUGGAGGAGUACCUGAGAUACCAAAUCGAACACGAGAACGAACCCUUCGCCCCUGGACCUGCUUUCCCCUUUGUCAAGGCUCUGGAAACGGUAAACGCUCGUCUACGCGAGUUGUAUCCGCAAAGCGAAGAACUUUUUGACAUCGUGCUGGUGACGUACAACCACGCUCACGUAGGGAUCCGUCUCAUCAAUACAAUCAACCAUCACAAUCUUUUCAUUGAACGCUUUUGCAUGACUGGCGGAAGCAGUCCGAUCGGGUACCUCAAAGCCUGGCAGACCAACCUCUACCUGUCGGCCAACGCAGAAAAGGUCAGGGAGGCGCUGACUGAAGGCAUCGCCGCGGCGACCAUGUUCACGACGGACAAACGGACAGAGGUGUCCGAGACCCAGUUGAGGGUAGCUUUUGACGGAGAUGCCGUUCUCUUCUCCGACGAGUCCGAGCGCAUUUUUAAGGCCCACGGGCUGGACAAGUUCUUCGAACACGAGCGUGAAAAUGAGGACACGUUGCUGGAUCAUGGUCCACUAAAAGGUUUCUUGGAGGCACUAGGGAAGCUCCAGAAGAAGUUUUACGCUAAAGGCCAGCGCCUGGACUGCCCGAUCCGGACCUUCUUAGUGACAGCCAGGAGCGCUGCCAGCUCCGGCAUCCGAGCCUUGAAGACCCUCAGGGCCUGGGGGCUGGAGAUCGACGAGGCCUUGUUCCUGGCUGGGGCGCCCAAGGGCCCCAUGCUGGAGAAGAUCAGACCUCACAUCUACUUUGAUGAUCAGAUGUUUCACGUGGAGGGCGCGGCCGAGAUGGGCACCGUCGCCGCCCACGUGCCUUACGGCGUCGCGCAAAAGCACAACGACAGACAAAACUCCGGCGUGGGCGAGUAGAUAAGAGGAAAGGUGGAAAUGAACAUUUAAAAGUCUCUUCCGAUCCUUUCGUAACUUAGAAGACAGUCUUAUCCCCAAGCUAUUGUUUGCUGCUUUCAAACCACAGAAAGUCAACUUUUUUUUUUUUCUAAAUAUUUUCCUGAAAUUUCAUCUGAAUUUAAAUUUGAAAAACUUAUGGGGGGCAUUUGACUUUAAAGGUUCUACUCUUUGCUUUUUAUAGUUGGUGCCUUAAUUCAAUAAGCACGCCGCUAGCAGUGUUAUUUAAAGCAACACACGUUGGUCCUAUAAAAUGUGUCACAAUAAAUGUAAAACUAAUGCUAA